Neoarius graeffei (lesser salmon catfish) is the source of this 2501-nucleotide messenger RNA. It is a transcript of the gene crnkl1, whose product is annotated as crooked neck pre-mRNA splicing factor 1. Gene Ontology annotation, cellular component: precatalytic spliceosome; post-mRNA release spliceosomal complex; U2-type catalytic step 2 spliceosome. The record is from RefSeq and is a predicted model, not a curated record. Gene Ontology annotation, biological process: spliceosomal complex assembly; mRNA splicing, via spliceosome. The transcript is spliced from 14 exons. NCBI's taxonomy places the organism in Eukaryota, Metazoa, Chordata, Actinopteri, Siluriformes, Ariidae. Gene Ontology annotation, molecular function: protein binding. The coding region runs from base 152 to 2377 and encodes 741 amino acids.
UACAGGUGGGGAAAAUGACCCUGGAGAAAAGUUAUGGCGGAAAAGUUGAUUUGAUAGAAUAGCGUUGAGUGUUUUUGUCUGUAAAUUAUCCAGCUGAAUGCUGUAAACUCGUGUUGUUUUCGUUUGUGUAGUGAGAGAAUAUUGCGGAGUGAUGGCGUCCACCGCGGCGGGGAAGCAGAGAAUUCCCAAAGUGGCGAAGGUGAAGAAUAAAGCCCCGGCUGAGGUGCAGAUCACAGCCGAGCAGCUGCUCCGAGAAGCCAAGGAACGAGAACUUGAGCUACUCCCCCCUCCACCCAAACAGAAGAUCACUGACGAAGAGGAGUUAAACGAUUACAAAUUACGAAAACGCAAGGGAUUUGAAGACAACAUCAGAAAGAACAGGACUGUCAUAAGCAACUGGAUCAAGUACGCACAAUGGGAGGAGAGUCUGAAGGAAAUACAGAGAGCUCGGUCGAUCUACGAGCGAGCGCUGGAUGUGGAUCACCGGAAUAUCACGCUGUGGCUGAAAUAUGCCGAGAUGGAGAUGAAGAGCCGACAGGUCAAUCACGCCCGCAACAUCUGGGACCGAGCCAUAACCAUCCUCCCCCGAGUCAACCAGUUCUGGUACAAAUACAGCUACAUGGAGGAGAUGCUGGGGAACAUCACAGGCUGCAGGCAGGUGUUCGAGCGCUGGAUGGAGUGGGAGCCCGAGGAGCAGGCCUGGCACUCUUACAUCAACUUUGAGCUGCGCUAUAAAGAGGUGGAGAAAGCCCGCUGCAUUUACGAGAGAUUUGUGAUAGUCCACCCCAUAGUGAAGAACUGGAUCAAAUACGCCCGCUUCGAAGAUAAACACGGUUACAUCGCUCAUGCAAGGAAAGUGUACGAGAGGGCUGUCGAGUUCUUCGGCGAGGAACAGAUUGAUGAAAACCUCUUUGUGGCUUUUGCUAAAUUUGAGGAGAAACAGAAAGAGUUUGAGCGUGUUCGGGUGAUCUAUAAGUACGCCCUGGACAGAAUCCCCAAACAGCAGGCCCAGGAGCUUUUCAAGAACUACACAGUGUUCGAGAAGAAGUUUGGAGACAGGAGAGGAAUUGAGGAGGUCAUCGUAAGCAAGAGGAGAUUUCAGUACGAGGAGGAGGUUAAGGUGAACCCACACAACUACGACGCCUGGUUCGAUUACCUGCGGCUGGUGGAGAGCGACGCAGACGCCGACACGGUCCGAGAAGUGUACGAACGAGCCAUCGCCAACGUUCCGCCCAUCACGGAGAAGAGACACUGGAGGCGCUAUAUUUACCUGUGGGUCCACUACGCACUCUACGAGGAGCUGGAGGUGAAGGAUCCUGACAGGACGAGACAGGUGUAUCAGGCGUGUCUGGAGCUCAUCCCUCACAAAAAGUUUACCUUUGCUAAAAUCUGGCUGCUCUACGGUCAGUUCGAAGUCCGCCAGAAGAACCUGCACAACGCCAGACGAGGCCUGGGCACAGGCAUCGGGAAAUGUCCAAAGAACAAGCUGUUUAAAGGCUACAUCGAGCUGGAGCUGCAGCUCCGAGAGUUUGACCGCUGCAGGAAGCUCUACGAGAAGUACCUGGAGUUCAGCCCGGAGAACUGCACCACCUGGAUCAAGUUUGCUGAGCUGGAGACGAUCCUGGGAGACACCGAAAGAGCGCGGGCCAUAUUCGAGCUGGCCAUCAGCCAGCCUCGCCUCGACAUGCCAGAGGUGCUUUGGAAGUCUUAUAUUGACUUUGAAAUCGAGCAGGAGGAGUACGAGAACACGCGUGGACUUUAUAAGAGGCUCCUGCAGCGCACACAGCAUGUCAAGGUGUGGAUCAGUUACGCGCAGUUCGAGAUGUCGAUUGAAGGUGCGGAGCGUCUGCAGCGGUGCAGGCAGGUCUACGAGGAAGCCAACCGGAGCCUGCGCAUGUGUGAGGAGAAGGAGGAGAGGCUCAUGCUGCUCGAGGCGUGGAAGAAUUUCGAGCAGGAGUUCGGUACCUCGGCUAAUAAGGACCGAGUGAGGAAGCUUCUGCCCGAGAAGGUGAAGAAGAGGAAGAAGCUCACGGCAGAGGACGGGUCGGACGCAGGAUGGGAAGAAUAUUACGACUACAUCUUCCCCGAGGACGCGGCUAAUCAACCCAACCUCAAACUGCUGGCCAUGGCCAAGAUGUGGAAGAAGCAGCAGGACCAGCCUCAGGAGGAACCAGAGCGAGAAAAGGACAAGAGCGCCGAACCCACACAGCAGAGAGACGAGCGGGAGGACGCUGAAGAAACCCGGGAGGCUGAAGAGAGCGACUGUGACGAUCGGGACGAUGACAGCAGCAGCAGCAGCGAGAGUGAAAGUGACAGUGAUGAGGAGAACCCUGGACACAAACCAGAGGAGGAGACGAAUCCUGCAGAGGAGGACUGAUCUGAAAUGACUUUUUUUUUCUCUUCCUCCCCACUGAUAGUUUCAGGAUAAACUGGACUGAUGGAGCCUCACACACUGAUCUCACUCUUCUUUUAUAACAAAAUAAAAAGGAAAAAUACGUGCA